Molecule: messenger RNA, 364 nt
Organism: Serpula lacrymans var. lacrymans S7.9
Lineage: Eukaryota; Fungi; Basidiomycota; Agaricomycetes; Boletales; Serpulaceae
Exons: 2
Coding region: 20-265 (81 amino acids)
Source: RefSeq, a predicted model, not a curated record
GGGUGAUAUAUAUGUUAGUAUGCAACAACACAAGCUAGAAGAGCUCUCGGUUGAGAACGAUACUAUGGACAAGGGCAUCGCUCGCGAAGAGCAGCGCUUGCUCAGUGCUAAUGCACAAGUUCUGAAUGCUUUGGAAGACUUGUUCAGUUGGAGAUCUUAUGUGGCGUGCAUAACAGACGUAAGGAUUGAACAUCGUGGACCAGUGAGCUUUCGUUCGUCGAAUCCUGGCGCUUUCAGCGCGUCGUGUAUCGCGUUUGGCUGUUGACCUACUUGUAUGGGAUGGGAAGCGUCCCAGUCAUACCGAUUACCGAGAACUGCGAGUACUCAGAUCUUAUGGAAUGUCAAGCGAAACAGAAGGCUUUCU